UUUUCCUUUCUUCCUUUUUCUCUCUUUCUUCCUGUCUUUCUCCUUCCACCUCUCUUACUCCUCUUUCCUUUCUGUCUCUUUCCUUUGCAAUUAUUCUAACCUAUUUCACGACAAAGACUUAACCUAGCACAAACCAAGGAUAAAGACAAAACAGCUUCAGAGUUUUUUAAAUCCCAAAGAAUCCCAUGAGAUGGGCACCCAAAAGAGUGAAUUCAGACUGAAAGUACAAAGGAAUAAAAUUGUUUUAGUGUUUUUUUUCCUCCCCAGAAGGCCAGAAGGGCAUUGCAAAGAAUAAUUCUGGUGCUUCUUCUGUUUGAUCUUUCCUGCUCAGGGCAGAACACGUGAAAUUCUGGGGGUCCCAUCUGUGAACUGGCAUAACUGCAUCCUAAAAUACUUUGCACUUAUUCCCUGGAGAGGUACAAAUUUUGAAUGGAAAGCCUGACAUAACAUAAUUCAUUGGGCUUUGUAAGCUGCUACAGGACUUUAGGUCUCCACCUUACCAUGUCACAGGGUUGUUGUGAGGGCACCAUUGGUGGAAUAGGACUCAUGUGCCACUUUGUGAUUCUUAGACAAAAGAUGGGUCCAAUUGUCCUUGAAGGGACCCGCAUAUGAAACCAUUGCUAGGAGCCAAAGGUGACUUGAUGGUACAUAAUCAAUCAAUCCUCCUAGUCCCCCAUUUGUAAGUUUUUAAUGUGAGUUUUCUUUGCCUAGAUUGUUGAAAAUGAAAACUCAGCAUAGAGAAUAUUCCUAAAAAAGGGGGGGGGAUAUGCAUAUUUUGGUGCGUAGCAAAUCCUUGUUCAUGGGGGUUUUGUAUUUCUUUCAAUUCUAUCUCCCUUUAUUGCUUGGACUGAACACAGAAGGCCGUGCAAAAGUACAGAAACUAAAAUCUAUCCAAAUGUGAACCUCCGAAGACAAAUCUACUCUGAAGUCCUCCCCUUGAUUUUAACUGGAUGUAUGCUUUACUUGACUGCAGAGAGAAAAUGGAGGCUGAAUAUGCAGCAGAGAAAGGAACGGGAGAAGGCCUUCAAGCAGUACAAGCUGGGAUUGUUGGAGAGUUUUUGAAAAGAAAUGGCCAGGAGGUCCUGGAUAAGGAAGCCACCAGCUCAGAGAAACCACGCUGGUGUUUUAGAAACUUCCAUUAUCUGGAGGCCAAGGGGCCCCGAGAGGUUUGCAGCCAACUCCAUGAAUUUUGUCAAGAGUGGUUGAAGCCAGAAAAACAUACAAAGGCUGAGAUGUUGGACUUGGUGGUCCUGGAGCAGUUCCUGGCCAUCUUGCCCCCAGAGAUGGAGAGAUGGGUCCAACAGCGUACACCGGGGACCAGUUCCCAGGCAGUGGCUCUGGCAGAAGGCUUCCUCCUGAGCCAGACAGAGGUCAUGAAGAAGGAAGAGGAACAGGUGCAGGAUCCACUCACAGUGAUAGGGGCUGAUUUCUUCAAGUUGGAGAGGGAUUCUCCCAGUGCCUCUCAGAAACUGCUCUCUGUGAGGAUCAAAGAGGAGGAGCCAAUUCUGGACACACUCCAAGGGGUUGGAAUGCUGCUGGAUCAAGGGUCUCUUUUGGGGGGUGGAGAAGCCACUCCUGGCCCACCAGCUCAGGAAAGCACUGUGUGGUUCCCCAAGAAAGAAGAAGAGGAGGAGAUGCCCCUUGACUCCAGCCAGAGCGUUCUCCAUAUGGAAGUCAUGGAGGAGAAAUGUGGAAGUCCCCCCACUCAGGAACAAGGAUGGAAUGGUGAACCUUACAAUGGACGACGUUCAAAGAGAAACGAGCAUCAGAAGGCAGAAGAGUCCUGUAGAAACCAAGCAGGAUCAGUAAAGAAGGAGGGAAAUCCAGUGGAGGUCUUGAGAGAUCCCUUUUGCCUAGGGAGCAACCUCCCCGAAAUUCCAAUUCGACAUGAAAAGCCAAAGGGAGCGAGGACCCACAGUUGUCAAGUUUGUGGGAAGAGCUUCAACCGUAAAUCAGAUCUUAAUGUCCACUGGAGGAUCCACACAGGAGAGAAACCAUAUAAAUGCCAGGAGUGCGGAAAGACCUUCAGGCAGCUGGCAAGCCUCUCGUCCCACCAAAGAAUCCACACCGGAGAGAGACCGUAUCAGUGUUCAGAGUGCGGGAAGGGCUUUUAUGACAAAUCCAGCCUCGUCAUACACCAGAGGAUUCACACCGGGGAGAAACCGUAUCAGUGCUUGGAGUGCGGGAAGAGUUUCCACCAGAGUUUUGGUCUUACUUCCCAUCAAAGGAUCCACACCGGCGAGAAGCCAUAUGUCUGCACGGACUGCGGAAAGCGAUUCUAUGAUAAACCACACCUCGUCAGACACCAAAGAAUCCACACUGGGGAGAAACCGUACACGUGUCUCGAGUGUGGAAAGAGCUUCAGCCAAAUCACCAGCUUCUCAUCCCAUCAAAGGAUCCAUACAGGCGAGAGGCCAUUUAUCUGCUUAGAGUGCGGCAAGAGCUUUUAUGACAAAUCCAACCUGCUCACCCACCAGAGAAUUCACACGGGGGAGAAGCGGUAUAAAUGCCUGGAGUGUGGGAAGAGCUUCAGUCAGAAAAAGAGCCUCACAUGCCAUCACAGUAUCCACACCGGCGAGAAACCAUAUCGUUGUCCUGAAUGCGGCAAGAAUUUCCGGCAACACACAGACCUCACCUCGCACCAGAAGAUUCACACCGGGGAGAGGCCAUACCAGUGCCCUGAGUGUGGAAAGAGGUUUUAUAGAAAAGCAGACCUGAACAGACAUCAGAGAAUUCACACCGGGGUAGAAAGGCCGAUUAUUGCCUGGAGCGUGGAGAUGGCCUCGGACGGAGUAUCACUGUUACGUCCGCUUGGAGAACUCACGCGAGAAAACCAGCCCAUCACUUCGGAGAUUAAACAAGAAGUUUAUUCCGCCUCUUCCCACGUCCUGCGCUAUUUCUUCACUGGCAUGUCAGAACAAGACCAAGGCCUGCCCCAGUUUGUCAUUGUGGGCUACUUGGAUGACCAGCAGUUUGUCCACUACGACAGCAGUUCCCGGAGGGACCUGCCGCGCGGCUCCUGGAUUCAGAAGUUGGAGGAAGAUGAUGCCCAAUAUUGGGAGUGGCAAACUCAGCUCUCCCGCAGCUGGGAACUCUACUUCCAACUGAGCCUCUGGAACCGCUUCAACCACACCCCGGGCUUUCACACCUGGCAGUGGAUGCACGGGUGUGAGCUGCGCCAAGAUGGACAUAAGGAUGGCAGUUCCCAGUUUGGCUAUGAUGGAACAGACUUUCUCAGCCUGGAUAAAGAGACCCUCACUUGGACGGCAGCCGACUGGCGGGCCCAGGUGACCAAGAGGAGGUGGGAGGCCGACCUGGUCUGGACCCAGGGGCGAAAAAAUUUCCUGGAAGGAGACUGCAUUGAGUGGCUACAGAAAUACCUGAAUUAUGGCAAGGAGACCCUACUCAGAAAAGAGCCCCCGGUGGUAAAGGUCACCCAGAAAGGGAGCUACAACAGGCUUGAGACCCUCAUCUGUCGGCUCCAUGGCUUCUACCCCAAAGAAAUUGAUGUCACUUGGAGGAAGGGUGAGGAAAUCUUGGAGCAGGAGACCCUCCGGGGUGGGACCACCCCCAACUCAGACGGGACCUACCACACCUGGAUCAGUAUCGAGAUUGACCCCAAGGACAGGGAGCAUUAUAAAUGUCAUGUGGAGCAUGAUGGCCUUCUGGACCCACAGGAUUUCACCUGGGAGAAGCCUGCUGCAGUAGGGGCCAUCGUGGGCGGUGUCCUAGGUGCUCUAGCUGCUGCUGUCUUGAUGAAAGAUGCCGGAAGGGCUACCAAGCUGCAUCAAGGAACAGCCAAGAAUCUGCUUCUUCUGGCAAUGUUCUGUGGUUCUGACAAUCCCCUGGGGUUGUUCACUGAUGCUGGAUUAAAUUUUCUUCACUUGCACUUUGGCUUCAGCAGCGUGAGGACCACCACGAAGGACCUAAAAAUGCCGCUUGAGUUCCCCAUCGAAGCCGCCAGGGGGCCCCCUCGGCAAGCCUGGCAGGCUUCGAGCUUCGGGCGAGCAAGGAGCAUGCGCCGAUCCUUUUGCCCGGAGAGGAGGCGUUGCAUUCUGGGAAUGUGGGGAGAGGGCGGGGCUGGCCUCUCCAGGGCUCCGCGGUCGUUGCGGCUCGCGAAGGGGCUGCGGGAAAUUCUUGCGGGGAGGGGAUCUGUCUGGAUACAUUGGCCCCAUUUGGAGAACAGACAGAAAAUGGAGGCACAAUAUGCAGCAGGUGAGGGAGCUGGAAAAGGAAGCUGUGAGAAGAUCUGGGCAGGAACUGGGCAGAAGAUCCUGGAGGAGAAAACUAUGAGUUCAGAAGUCCAGCACUGGCUCUUCAGAAAUGUCCACUACCAGGAGGCCAAGGGGCCACGAGAGCUUUGCAGCCAUCUCCACCACCUUUGCCAUCAGUGGUUGCAGCCAGAAAGACGCACAAAGGCCCAGAUGUUGGACCUAGUGAUCCUAGAGCAGUUCCUGGCUGUCCUGCCCACAGAAAUGGAGAGGUGGGUCCGGGAGUGCGGCGCAGAGACCAGCUCCCAGGCGGUGGCCCUGGCUGAAGGCUUCCUCCUGAGCCAGGCAGAAGAGAAGAGGCAGGAAGAGCUGCAGGUCCAAGGAUCCUUCCUGCAGAUGGUCCCAGAAUUUCCUGAGAGAAGGAGGGAUCCUUCAAAUCCCUCUCAAGAGCUUGGGACCUCCCAAGAUGAUCAAAAUUCUGGCAUCUUACUAGGGAAUGGAACAAUAUCACUGGUAAUUUUAGGAUCACCUCCCUUUCCUGGUGAAAUCAGAAGACUAGCAGAAACUCCAACUCAGGAGUGUCCUACUGCUCAACACAACAUAACCAAAGGUCUCGUGUCCUUCGAGGAGGUGGCCGUGUAUUUCUCAAAGGAGGAGUGGUCUCAGCUGGAGCCUCACCAGAAAGCCCUGCAUGGGGAGGUCAUGCUGGAGAAUUCUCAGAAUGUGGCCUCUCUGGGAAGUGAUGGCCAGGACCAGGUGAUCCAGAAUAAAGAAGGGAAAGAGGAGUUUAGAAAUCAGACAGAAUUAAGAAUUCCUGAGAGGAACAAGUCAGUACAUGGGAGUAAGAAAUCAACUUCCCAGUGUGUGCAGAAUCAAGAUUUUCUUGCCCACCAAAAUCACAAAGGAAAAAUAAGGACAAAGGAUUUAGGGAAAGGUGUGAAAAUACUAAAAGACAAUUUAAAUUUAGAUAUGCAUUGUGGAUCCAACUCCAAAGGAAACCAAGAUCAGUGCAGGGAGAAUGAAAAAAGUUUGAACUGGAGAGUCAAAAUGGGAGAGAAGCCAUAUAAAUGCAUGGAAUGUGGAAAAAGUUUCAGCAAGAGCAGUUCCCUUACUUGUCAUAAAAGGAUCCACACAGGGGAGAAACCAUAUAAAUGCAUGGAGUGCGGGAAGAGCUUCAGCAAGAGCAAUCAUCUUCUUUCUCAUAAAAGGAUUCACACAGGGGAAAAGCCAUAUAAAUGUACAGAGUGCGGAAAGAGCUUCAGGUGGAGCAGUCAGCUUACUUCCCAUAAAAGGAUCCAUUCUGGUGUGAUACCCUAUAAAUGCACCGAGUGUGGAAAGAGCUUCCGUGAAAACGGAUCCCUUACUUCACAUAAGAGAAUCCACACAGGGGAGAAGCCAUAUAAAUGCAUAGAAUGUGGGAAAAUAUUCCGGAAAAGCAGUUCUCUUACUUCCCACCAAAGGAUUCACACAGGAGAAAAACCCUAUAAAUGUAUGGAAUGUGGAAAGAGCUUUAGUCAAAGCAGUAACCUUAUUUCACAUAAAAGGAGCCACUCAGGGGAAAAGCCCUAUAAAUGUAUGGAAUGUGGGAAGAGUUUCAUGUGGAACAGUCAGCUUACAUCUCAUAAAAGCAUCCAUACAGGGGAAAAACCAUAUAAAUGUGUGGAUUGUGGGAAGAGCUUCAGCAACAGCAGUCACCUGACUUCUCACAAAAGGAUCCACUCAGGAGAAAAACCAUAUAAAUGUCUAGAGUGUGGAAAAUGCUUCCGUGAAAAUGGGUCUCUGACUUCCCAUAAAAGGAUUCAUAUAGAAGAAAAACCAUGUAAGUGUAUGGAAUGUGGGAAAAUAUUUCAAAGGAAGAGUUCCUUUAUUUCCCACAAAUGUAUCCGUACAGAAGAGAAACCAUAUAAAUGCGUAGACUGUGGGAAAAUAUUCCGAAAAAGCAGUUUCCUUAUUUCCCAUAAAAGAAUCCACACGGGGGAGAAACCAUUCAAAUGCCUGGAAUGUGGAAAGACCUUCCGUGAAAAUGGGUCUCUGACUUCCCAUAAAAGGAUUCACUCAGGCGAGAAACCAUAUAAAUGCAUGGAGUGUGGAAAGACCUUCUGGAGGAGCAGUUCUCUUUCUUCACACAGAAGAAUCCACACAGGGGAAAAACCAUACAAAUGCACGGAGUGUGGAAAAAGCUUCCGUGAAAAUGGGUCCCUUACUUCCCAUAAAAGGAUCCACACAGGGGAGAAACCUUAUAAAUGCACAGAGUGUGGAAAGAGAUUCAAUACAAGCAGUAACCUUUCUUCCCAUAGAAAGAUCCACUCUAAGGAGAAACAGUAUAAAUGCAUGGAGUGUGGAAAAAGCUUUACUCAGAGUGCUUGCCUUAUUUCUCACAAAAGGAUCCACAGAGGGCAGAAACCGUAUAAAUGUAUGGAGUGUGGAAAGAGCUUCAGGUGGAGCAGUCACCUUACUUCCCAUAAAAGGAUCCACACAGGGGAGAAGCCAUAUAAGUGCAGGGAAUGUGGGAAAAUAUUCCGGAUAAGCAGUUCCCUAACUUCUCAUAAAAGGAUCCAUACUGGGGAGAAACCAUAUAAAUGCAGGGAAUGUGGAAAGAGCUUCCGUGAAAAUGGGUCCCUAACUGUUCAUAAAAGGAUCCACACAGGGGAGAAACCAUAUAAAUGUACAGAGUGUGGGAAGAGCUUCCGAAAGAGCAGUAACCUUACGUCCCAUGCAAGGAUCCACUCAGGGGAUACACAAGAAAAUGAACGUGAUCAGGAGGCUGUUGUGCUGACAUCAUAAACACUCAAGAAUGAACGGAGAAACGAGACAUUUGCAAAUCAGUGGGGACCCUAAAAUAAAAUUAGGAAAACCUUCAAGAAUGUAGGAGAAAUCCUUCAGGGUCUUUUUUUAACAUACUACAGUCCUGGAGUCCUGACUGAACAGGAUUAGAAAGGAGAAGCGCAAUUGCAUCAUUAGUGCAUCAUUAUGGUGUUCCUAGUGUUGCUAUAUAGUUAUCAUACACACUGUAUAUUGAUUUGGAGUUUUUUGUUCCAAUAUUUAGAUUGUGUCUCUUACACAAUAUAUUUGUCUGAAAUAGUGAAUGGAUAUGUAUGAAAGAUGGAGUGCAUGAGACCGAUUCAGAGCAGGCCAUAAAUUAGAAGGGGUUGUUUGAAAGAUUUCAGGUUAUGCAGUUUGUGGGGAAUUAUCCGAAUGAAGACAUCUGAGAAGACAUGAUGAAAAAUGGCUUGGGAAACAAGAGAUGGAUCAUACGUGAACUAGGUGAGAUGAUAGCACUUAAGUGGAGAAGUACCAGGAGGUGUGAAAAUAGGACCAUGCUGGGGACUGGCCCAGCUUUAUUGGAGAAUAUAAAAAUGGAUGAGAGUUGUAGUACUUGGAGCCAUAAUAUAGAACAGGGUAUCAAAUGAGGAACUAAGCAUGGUGGGCAUCUGGUCUCGAUUCUUCUGCACUUCAACUCUUAGCCUUAAGAGUCACUUGGAUUGAGAUGGGUGACUAUAGAAACUGCAUAAAUUAAAUAAACAAACAAACAAAAGCUUGUUAGAAAUUCCUGGCUGUUGAGGACUGACUUUUGAUCCACUUUCUGAUGAUCAUGGCUAUGUUUGCUUACCAUGACCUUGGUCUCUCAGUGAAAUGAUACCUGUGUAAUCUUCUGGAGACCUUCCUACUAACUGUAGACAUGUAUGAAUUAUAUUAUGAAAGAUGGGAACAGGAAUUGCUUUUUGCAGAACAGCCACAUUCCUCUUUAUAAAAGGGGAAAAAAUUGGUGGGGGAAAUUUUGUGUAAGCAGCUGUUCCAAAUGUGGAAGAGGUACUGUACUGUAAUUUCAAUUAGCAGAUUUUCUAAACUGAUUGUUGAAGAAAUAUCUGAACAAGUUUUCUUUUUUAUACAUAUUGGAAUAAUAGAGACCGGAUGUCACUGAGUCACAGUAAUAAUUCAGAAUAUGCAAGGGUAUGAGUUUCAGGUUACGUUCUGACUCCCUUGUUUAUCUUGGUGUAAGGAAUCCAUCUCAGCUAGUAAAUUUAAACUUAUUUCCUGUUUUGAUGCAAAUGAAAGAACAUCUAGACAGAUGGCAUAAAAUUCUUUGGUGUGUUUGGGUUAAAAUAAAUACGAUUCAGAUAAAUUUAACUCUAAAGCUGACUUACAUGUUGGCGGUCUUCCCAUAUUUAUUCCAAAUUUGCAGGAUUUGUUGAAAUCGAAACAAAUGAGAAUGGGAAAGUUGAGAAGCCUAGAGAAGAGAAGCAGAGUAUGGAGUGGUGGAAGGAAGGAAGGUUUGCAAGAAUCGAAUGAUAGGAAGCCUGGAGAGGGAUACCAAGUACUGUUGGUGUAAACUAGAUUAGCUAGAUUUCCUUUUCUUGCCUCAUUACGUAAUUUCUUUUGAGAUACUAUUGAGAUACCCUUCCUUUUCGGUGCUUUGCAUCAUAUUCUUUGCCCUAAGAGGAAAUGUCAUCUGUAGGAAUGUAUGUAUGUAUUUUUAGUGGAUCACAAUACGUAACACAAGAGGGCUGCAGUCCUUCUCAGAACAUGUUCUAAAAUUGUGCACCAUUGGAUAUAUAUUGGAUGAAUUGUUUGGGGUUAUGUAAAAGGGUUUGCCUCCAUCUUCUCCAGGGAGCCUGUGAAGGAGUCAUCCUAAUGUGCAUUGUCUUUAUGUCUUUUGUCUAUAAUUAUUUUGUAGCAGGGAAUGCCAGUAUCAUUAUAGUUUGACCAUACGACCUUAUCAUAACUUAUAUUAUUAAAGCAUUUAAUAAAAGUGAUCUGU
Molecule: messenger RNA, 8970 nt
Organism: Python bivittatus (Burmese python)
Lineage: Eukaryota; Metazoa; Chordata; Lepidosauria; Squamata; Pythonidae
Product: zinc finger protein 202-like
Biological process (GO): regulation of transcription by RNA polymerase II
Cellular component (GO): nucleus
Molecular function (GO): DNA-binding transcription factor activity, RNA polymerase II-specific; RNA polymerase II cis-regulatory region sequence-specific DNA binding
Source: RefSeq, a predicted model, not a curated record